Messenger RNA from Seriola aureovittata, 3078 nucleotides. It is a transcript of the gene postnb, whose product is annotated as periostin, osteoblast specific factor b. NCBI's taxonomy places the organism in Eukaryota, Metazoa, Chordata, Actinopteri, Carangiformes, Carangidae. Gene Ontology annotation, biological process: cell adhesion; extracellular matrix organization. Gene Ontology annotation, molecular function: cell adhesion molecule binding. The transcript is spliced from 22 exons. The record is from RefSeq and is a predicted model, not a curated record. Gene Ontology annotation, cellular component: extracellular matrix. Bases 30 to 2414 code for a protein of 794 amino acids.
GUCUGGAAGGGCUAGCUAAGAAAUCAAGGAUGAAACUCCUUUUUGUAGCUGCCUUUGCACUCUUUGUGCUCUCUACAUUCGACCAGGCUGACUCUUCAGCUUAUGACAAAAUAGUUGCCCACAGUCGCAUUAGGGCAAGAAAAGAAGGACCCAAUGUCUGCGCGCUCCAGCAAGUCAUGGGGACCAAGAAGAAGUACUUUAGCACUUGUCGCAAUUGGUACCAAGGGGCCAUCUGUGGAAAGAAAGCGACUGUGCUUUAUGAGUGCUGCCCAGGGUACAUGAAGCUGGAGGGCAUGCGUGGUUGCCCUGCAGUGGCCCCAAUUGACCAUGUGUAUGGCACCUUGGGUCUGGUGAAAGCCACCUCAACCCAAAAAUACUCAGAUAUUUCUAAGCUGAGGCCCGAGAUUGAGGGAUCUGGAUCCUAUACCUUCUUUGCCCCAAGCAAUGAGGCCUGGGAGAGUUUGGAUGAGUCUGUGAGGAGUGCACUGGUCAGCAAUGUCAACAUUGAACUGUACAACGCUCUGCAUUAUCACAUGGCCAACAAACGCUUCUUAACCAAAGACUUGAGGAAUGGAAUGACAGUCACCUCCAUGUACAAUGACCUCGGUCUUCAUAUUAACCAUUACUCCAAUGGGGUGGUGACUGUGAACUGUGCCAGGAUCAUCUAUGGCAACCAGGUUGCCUCAAAUGGAGUUGUGCAUGUCAUUGAUCGUGUCAUCAGUGCUGUUGGAAACACCAUCCAGGACACCGUCGAGGUUGAUGAUGACCUGACAACUCUGAGUGAUCUGGCUCAAAAUUCUGGGCUGCUGGACAAGCUGGGUCAGCCAGGACAUUACACUCUCUUUGCCCCCACCAAUGAAGCCUUUGAGAAGCUAGGCAGCGAUGUGUUGGAGAGACUUCAGAGCGACAAAGAGGUCCUCAAAGCUCUUCUGAAUUUCCACCUACUGGACUCUAUCCAGUGCUCUGAGGCUAUAAUAGCUGGCAGCUCUUAUGAGACCCUGGAGGGCAACAACAUUGAGAUUGGCUGUGAUGGUGAAAGUUUAACUGUCAACGGUAUCAAGAUGGUGCUCAAGAAGGACAUUGUCACCACGAAUGGAGUCAUCCACUUUAUUGACGAAGUGCUCAUGCCAGACUCAGCUAAGCAGGUGAUGGAACUGGUGGGACAGUCCCAGUCAACCUUUGGUGACAUGGUGUCCGAACUGGGCCUUUCUGCUGCUAUGAAACCAGAGGCUGAGUACACUUUGCUGGCUCCCCUCAACGUUGCCUUCACUGAUGAAGUGAUGUCCAUGGAUCAGAGGUUGCUCAAGAUUGUACUGGAGAACCACAUCUUGAAAAACAAGAUUGUCCUGGGACAGUUGUACAAUGGCCAGCGGCUGGAGACCAUCGGGGGAAAAUAUCUGAGGGUCUUCAUCUAUCGCACAGCUGUGUGCAUUGAGAAUUCCUGUCUGGUAAGGGGCAGUAAAGAGGGAAGCAAUGGGGCCCUUCAUCUCAUGAGGACUCUGUUGAAACCAGCGGAAAAAACCAUGUUUGAGAUUCUGACAGAAAAUGGAAGGUUCAAGAUCUUUUUGUCUCUGAUGGAGGCUGCUGGCUUGACUGACUUGCUGAAACAGGAGGGAGACUUUACCCUGUUUGCCCCUAGCGAUGAGUCUUUCACUGGUCUGAGUGAGAGUGAUUUCGCCUUGUUGAAGAGUGACAUCAAUGCUCUCAGAACCAUCCUUCUGUAUCACAUCAAUAAUGGUAUCUUCAUCGGUGGUGGUUUGGAGGGUGGAGUAACAAACCUUCUCAAGUCUCUCCAGGGCAGUAACCUCAAAGUGAAGUCUGCAAACAACACUAUGCUAGUGAAUUCUGUCCAAGUCCCCGAAUCUGAUAUCAUGGCCACAAAUGGAGUCGUUCACUUUGUCAACCACCUCUUAUAUCCUGCAGACAUGCCAGUUGGAAGCCAGGAUCUCCUUGUGCUACUGAAGAGGAUCAUCACAUACAUGCAAUUAAAGUUCAUCUCAGGAUUCAGAUAUCAGGAAAUUCCCCUUACAUUUAUGAAGAGGAUCAUCACUCGUGUCAUCGAGGAAGCUCCCGAAGUCACCAAAGUGACAAGGUUCAUCCAAGGGGAGCCCUCCAUCACCAAAGUUACCAGGGUUAUUGAAGGUCAACCCUCCAUCACCAAGGUCACCAGGGUUAUUGAAGGUCAACCUUCCAUCACUAAAGUCACCAGGGUUGUCACAGGCCCUCAGUACUCAGUCGCCACUGGCACCACCAACAUCGACCUGGAAGGAGUUGACAUUCCAGGAGUUACCAUUGUGGAAGGGAACGCUGAUUUGGACGCUGAAAGUUUUACCAGACUGAUCAAAGAAGGCAGUAACAGAAGAACCGCAGUCCGAAGAGUUUUAGCCGGCAACAGGAGGAGGGGAAGGGACUGAGCGUGGACAGAUGAGAAUAUCAACGUUGUAAAGGCGGAGAGAGAUACCAAACCCAGAGGUUGAGACUGGUGUUUCAGUACAGGGGAUACUCUCAAAUUGUCAGUGAUUUCAAAUGUACUGUAACAGGUAUAACUGACAAAAUUAAAUAAAACUAUUCUCAUAAACAAUUUAAUGGUGCUUUGAAUGUAUACCCCUAAUGAGUGUGCAAUGUCUUUUGGUUCAGUAUAUGUAAACUGUUCAACUGAACGUUUUGGCAUGACAUUAAAGACACAGAGCAAGUCAGGGUAGCAAUAAAAUCUUUUAAUAAGCCAUUAGGGUAGCAAUAAAAACAUUUCAAUUCUAAACUUCUCUAUGACUUUGCUAGAGGUGAAGGUUUGAACAAGGGGAUUUUACAAGCUGUUUGGGAAGAUUUAUAAAUCUCGCCAUGAUGCAGAUUGAAAAAAAAUGCUGAUGUGUUUUCAGACUUUAAUUGCUACAUUUUUUUUCAAUUUCUCUUUCAGCUGUAAGUUGUACGUUGUUUAAGGUUUCAUGUAAAUUUUGUCUGCUUGUAUCACUUGGAACUAUGUAUCCAACUAGAGACUUUCUCCUUUCUAUUUUCCAAACAUCUUCCAAUAAAGUGCUUUCAUUGAUAUGAACAUGCCAAUCUGAAAAAGGCGUCUAAAGA